UUCCAACCGCCGCGAGCUCUCGUGAGCACUAGUUCUCUUCUAUCUCAGCACCUCCAAAGGUCAACACCUCCCCCCAGCUCCCUCCGCUACCGCGGGCCGGAACUUUUGUCGAUAGGAACGGGUUUGCACAGUUGAGUGUUGUCGGCCGGCGUGAAGGAGACUAGGGGGCCAUCCUCUUCCUUUCGCCGUCGCCGCCGCGGAGCGGAGUCGAGCCGAGCUGAUUUGAUCGAGGAGCGCGGUUACCGGACGGGCUGGGUCUAUGGUCGCUCCGCGGGCCGCUCCGCCGGCUGGUGCUUUUUUAUCAGGGCAAGCUGUGUUCCAUGGCAGGGAACUUUUGGCAGAGCUCCCACUAUUUGCAAUGGAUUUUGGAUAAACAAGAUCUGUUGAAGGAGCGCCAAAAGGAUUUAAAGUUUCUCUCAGAGGAAGAAUAUUGGAAGUUACAAAUAUUUUUUACAAAUGUUAUCCAAGCAUUAGGUGAACAUCUUAAAUUAAGACAACAAGUUAUUGCCACUGCUACGGUAUAUUUCAAGAGAUUCUAUGCCAGGUAUUCUCUGAAAAGUAUAGAUCCUGUAUUAAUGGCUCCUACAUGUGUGUUUUUGGCAUCCAAAGUAGAGGAAUUUGGAGUAGUUUCAAAUACAAGAUUGAUUGCUGCUGCUACUUCUGUAUUAAAAACUAGAUUUUCAUAUGCCUUUCCAAAGGAAUUUCCUUAUAGGAUGAAUCAUAUAUUAGAAUGUGAAUUCUAUCUUUUAGAACUAAUGGAUUGUUGCUUGAUAGUGUAUCAUCCUUAUAGACCUUUGCUCCAGUAUGUGCAGGACAUGGGCCAAGAAGACAUGUUGCUUCCCCUUGCAUGGAGGAUAGUGAAUGAUACCUACAGAACGGAUCUUUGCCUACUGUAUCCUCCUUUCAUGAUAGCUUUAGCUUGCCUACAUGUAGCCUGUGUUGUACAGCAGAAAGAUGCCAGGCAAUGGUUUGCUGAGCUUUCUGUGGAUAUGGAAAAGAUUUUGGAAAUAAUCAGGGUUAUUUUAAAACUAUAUGAGCAGUGGAAGAAUUUCGAUGAGAGAAAAGAGAUGGCAACCAUUCUUAGUAAGAUGCCAAAACCAAAACCACCUCCAAACAGUGAAGGAGAGCAGGGUCCAAAUGGAAGUCAGAACUCUAGCUACAGCCAAUCUUAAAACAUUCCGAAGAAUUCCAUAGUGGACCACUUGGAAAUAAACCAUUGGACAGAUUUCAGUAAUGUCUUCAGUGGAACACAAAUGAAAAUGAAUAGCUUGUUUCUGUCAAGCAUAUUGGAAAGUGAUUUUAUUUUUGCAAAAUAAGUUUUUCUUUAUCUAAUAUGAUUCUAGUACAUAAUUGAUUAAAAUCUCUUGAUUAUAAAUGUUUGGAAAGGUUCUAAGGGGACCUACAGACAGACAUACAUAGACAUUUCAAAAUUAAUAGCUUUUGAUUAGUAUAAUAUUUCUUAAUUUGGAUAAUAGAAAUUGUAGCUUUUUAUUAAGCCAGGAAACAUGAAGCAUAAUUUGUUUAAAAUUCUCUUUGGUCAUUGAGGGACCAAAAAAGGACGUAAAAUUUACAGUCAAUCUAUGAGGGUUUUUUUCCCUCCAUAAGUUUAACUUUAAAACUGUAUUUAAGGAAUCAAAUCUUACAAAAUCCUGGAAGAUUUUGGUAAUGAUGUUGAUAAUUUCAGGGAAAUUAAUCAAGUACCUAUAUUGAUUUAAAAGUGUAUUUUAUUCAAUAGUUUGAGGAUCUUGCCAUGGAAGAUACUAGCCCAGCCUAGCAGAAAAGUGCAAUAUGUAUAGCAUACUUUGACAUUUUAAACAUGAUAGUCCAUAACCAUUUUGAAAUGCUGGGCAAACUACAUGAAGUUAUUUAUAAUUAAUUCACAGCUAAUCAGGCAUUUUGAAAGCUUAAUUGGAUUCAAAAACCAUAAUGUUGGAAUUUGGUAAAAUUUUAAUGUUGAUUUUUACUGUGAAAAGUUUUUUAUAAGAUAUACGUGCCCUAGUUUAAUGUUGUGUCUUGGUGUGGAUUUACAGAUUUACUACAGGUAUUCUGAACCAAGAACACAAUCAGGUUUCAGGCCAGUUUGAUACUGGCUGUCCUUAAUUCUAAUAUGAGAGUAGGACAUCAUACUAAAUGUUAUGUCAGUGGGACUGUACUGUCUGUGGAACUUAGCAAAUUAAUCAUUUUCUUCAGACUUGAAGGAGAGUGAUAAAUAAAAUUUGGAGUCAUAGGAUAUUGAUGCACAAUUUAAGGAUUAAACAUUUUUAAUCAAUUGUGGAUGAUGGCUUAUUAAAUUAAAUGUUGACUUCCUAGUCUAAAACUGCAAGAAUAAAAGUAACUUCUCCAGCUGUA
This is a messenger RNA of Pongo pygmaeus (Bornean orangutan), 2349 nucleotides long. RefSeq names its product cyclin C (gene CCNC). Gene Ontology annotation, molecular function: cyclin-dependent protein serine/threonine kinase regulator activity. NCBI's taxonomy places the organism in Eukaryota, Metazoa, Chordata, Mammalia, Primates, Hominidae. Gene Ontology annotation, biological process: regulation of transcription by RNA polymerase II. The coding region runs from base 321 to 1172 and encodes 283 amino acids. The record is from RefSeq and is a predicted model, not a curated record. The transcript has 12 exons.